AUGCCCUACGCUACCAAGACGAGACGCUCCAAGAUGCUACCUAUCAGCCUCGCCGUCGCCACCCUCGCCAGCUUCGCCCUCGGCGACCCUCUCUUCCGCCGCGCCCCCACCGUCGAGACGCGGACGCUCGACGAGAUCUACCAGGCGGCCAAGAAGGAGGGCAACACGGUUACUGUGUGGCACGGCGGCGACGAGAAGAACCAGCAGGACUUCCUGAAGCAGGAGUUUGAGAAGAAGUUCCCCGACAUGACGCUCAACAUCACCGUCGACCUGUCCAAGUACCACGACGUGCGCCUGGACGAGCAGCUGGCCGCCAAGAACGUCUUCGUCGACAGCAUCAUCCUGCAGACGCUCAAUGACUACCCGCGCUGGGCCAAGGAGGAGGCCCUGCUGAGCUACGCGCCGGCCGGCUUCGACAAGGUCGUCCCGGAGUUCAAGGACGCCGACGCCUUCUGGUACGGCGUCUACGUCUUCUUCUGGUCCAACGGUUUCAACAGCAAGAAGCUGGGCGGCGCCGCCGCGCCCGCCGAGUACCCGGACUGGCUGAAGCCCGAGUUCAAGAAGAACCUGGUCCUGACCUACCCCCACGACGACGAUGCCGUCCUCUUUGCCUUUGACCUGAUCAUCAAAGAUUUCGGCGAGGAGUGGUUCGACAAGCUCCUGGCCCAGGAGCCCCGCUGGGUCCGCGGCACCGCCACGCCGGCCACCAUCGCCGGCAGCGACGCCCACCCGGAGGCCGCCUUCUUUGCCACCGGCGGCGGCUUCGGCUCCGACGGCGCGCUCAACUUCUCGCAGCCGACCAAGGGCCAGUACGUCUCGUGGCCGCAGCGCGCCGCCAUCCUCAAGGACGCCCCCCACCCGGAAGGCGCCAAGCUGCUGCACAACUUCAUCCUCUCCGAGGAGUACCAAAAGGCGAUGGGCACUUGGUCGGUCCUCAAGGGCUUUCCCACCCCCGCGGGCUUCCCGGACCUCGAGGGCAACAAGAACACGGAUCCCAACGCGUUUGCCAAGUUCAUGGAGGACCGUGGCGCGGUGGAGCGCAGACGGUUCUGGUAUGAGGCCAAGAUGGGCCCGGCGGUGGGCAAGAACCCGCGUGACGACGACAUUGGUGGUCCGUCGGGCGCUGACGCGGCGGCUCCCGCGCAGAACAACACCAAGGCCUGCCGUCCCAAGUCUGCUAAGCGCGCCAUGCUCUGA
Cordyceps fumosorosea ARSEF 2679 is the source of this 1197-nucleotide messenger RNA. RefSeq names its product ABC-type Fe3+ transport system. The transcript is spliced from 3 exons. Bases 1 to 1197 code for a protein of 398 amino acids. NCBI's taxonomy places the organism in Eukaryota, Fungi, Ascomycota, Sordariomycetes, Hypocreales, Cordycipitaceae. The record is from RefSeq and is a predicted model, not a curated record.